Molecule: messenger RNA, 1443 nt
Organism: Megalopta genalis
Lineage: Eukaryota; Metazoa; Arthropoda; Insecta; Hymenoptera; Halictidae
Source: RefSeq, a predicted model, not a curated record
CUCCUCACAUUUCUCACAUGAAACGAUGUGUAACUGAUUUUAUACACGUAUAUUAAUGUGAACUAUGCACAUUCCGUACUUUACUGUUGCUCAUCGUUCAAGUUUGCACUCGUCAUCGCUCGCAUCCAUUCAAAAUUCUUCCGAAGUAGAUUAGAGUUUAGCUGCCCACGGCUUCUAGGUAUUUUUUCGAUAAGGCAAGAAGUGACAUGUCUUCUCCUGCUCGUGAAAUUCAUGUCAAAUUAACACACAAGACUCUUUUCGUAACAAAUACCGUCACAUCUUCACGUUGCACGCUUUUUUCAUUGAUAGUUACACGUGUUUCAUGUUAAAAGAAUAAAAGUCACAAAGUCCGAGAUCAAUUUUCCUCAAAAAAAUAACAGGAUAAUAUACUCUGAAACUUGAAAAUAGCGUCAAAUUGACACCGGGAAGGGGUGAGGGUUAAUUUUGUCAGAUCUAACACUUUCGAUCCAAUUGCUCACAAAAUAUCACUGCAUCUACACCUGGACAAUGUAUGUGAAAAUUCCUGUACUUUUGAAAACACACCGACCCACAACGAAAACGAUCGUCUAUCCGACGUGGAGCAUUGACUAGUUCGCACAAACGAGGUCCUACGGUAGGAAACCGAGCUGAUAGAGGUCGUCGUGAGUACUAUACCUCACUGUUGCAUUAUCAGGAUAGCCCGAAGGCUCGAGCAUCCUAGAGUGUCCGAUUAAUAGAGUGUCCAGGAGAGCCAGAGAGAAAGAGAGAGAGAGAGAAAGAGUACAUCACUUGUGCCUGUGCUUACACUAGUAGCUGCUUGUUACAAUUUCCGCUAUUGUGAAUGCUCUGCGAAGCUACUCGAUCAAUGCGGAUGAUACGGAGUCCGAGCUGGCCGCAAUACCCGAGAGCCCAAAAUCUGACAGCACCUUACAUGGCAGUAGUGGUGGAUCGCUCGGCGAGCUGGAGGACACCCCAUCUGCUGUCACCAGAAGCAUCUCCCUUUACGGUGCCAGGGCAUCGACGCCCCUCGACCUCGUCGGAAGGAUAGACUGGGCUCAUCAUCACACCAAAAAGAUGGAGAUAUCUAGGCCCACUUGGUUCUUGGGCAACGAGGAGGAUUCUCAUCAGCCACCAAGACCACAGAAGAAGUGGAGCGUCCACGAGGGAGUGAAGAUGAUGGUGACUAGUCCAUUUCUGAGUGGACAAGCGGAUUUUCAAAAGAUCGCCUCGAUCGCUAAAGCAUUGCCCGAAAAAAUCCCGGAAGGAUCAACGCCGGAGAAAGGGAUCUUGGAAAGGACGAUCACGGAGAAGCCAGCGUGGCAGAAGGCUAGCCAGGAGAGGAAUAUUACUGUGCAGGUGGCCUUCAAUGGGGAAACGGCGACCUCCAAACCCUUUUCGAUGGCCACGGCUUUUGCAACCUGUGCAUCAAUACCGCAGCUUCCAAAGUAAUAUCGAGUUUUAUUA